This is a messenger RNA of Mercurialis annua (annual mercury), 1686 nucleotides long. RefSeq names its product UDP-glycosyltransferase 73C1-like. The record is from RefSeq and is a predicted model, not a curated record. The transcript has a single exon. Gene Ontology annotation, molecular function: UDP-glycosyltransferase activity. Lineage: Eukaryota; Viridiplantae; Streptophyta; Magnoliopsida; Malpighiales; Euphorbiaceae. The coding region runs from base 121 to 1590 and encodes 489 amino acids.
GAAAGUUAAACAAUCUAUAAGUAGUCGAAGGUUAGUAUUAUUUUUUCUAUAUGUUCUUUCUUACACAUUACCAGCAACCUAAAUUUCUUUACUUCUAAUUAGAAACUUGCAAAACUAUACAUGGCUUCCAAUUCCAAAUCCCAACCGUUACAUUUUGUCUUGUUUCCAUUUAUGGCACAAGGCCACAUGAUUCCCAUGAUAGACAUAGCCAAACUGCUAGCUCAACAUGGCAUGAUAGUUACUAUAAUCACAACACCCCUUAACGCGAAACGUUUCGAACCCACAAUUUCUCGAGCUGUAAACUCCGGCCUUCAAAUUCGCCUCAUCGAGCUUGAAUUUCCAGCAGAAGCAGCCGGGUUACCUAAAGAUUGUGAGAAUUGUGACAUGCUUCCUUCAUUAGGCUUAGGUUCUAAAUUCUUCUAUGCCUCAUAUCGGCUACAAGAACAUGUAGAAAGAUUACUUGAAGAACAAGUUACUCCAAAGCCUGAUUGUAUAAUUUCUGAUAUGUGUUUACCUUACACAGCUCAAGUUGCUACCAAGCUUGGUGUUCCAAGAAUUGCCUUCAAUGGCUUUUGUUGCUUUUGCAUGCUAUGCAUGCACAAUAUAUACAACUCUAAGGUUCUUGAAAACAUAAAAUCCGAUUCAGAAUACUUUGUUAUUCCUGAGUUGCCUCAUCAUAUUGAAUUAACCAAAGAUCAGCUUCCGGCAGCAAUGGUUGACGACGGUGGUUUCGGUCAGCGAGUUGCGGAGGCUGAAACGGCGACGUACGGCAUGAUUAUCAACUCUUUCGAAGAAAUGGAAUCUGCUUAUGUGCAAGAAUACAAAAAGGUAAGAAAAAAUAAGGUUUGGUGCGUCGGUCCGGUUUCACUAAGUAAUAAAGACAAACCAGAUAAGAUUGAGAGAGGAGAUAAAGCCUCAAUUCAAGUAUCCGAAUGCAUGAAUUUUCUUGAAUCACAAAACCCUAAUUCUGUAUUAUAUGUCUGUUUUGGCAGUCUUUGUAACUUAAUAACUAGUCAAUUAAUAGAGCUUGCUUUAGGGUUAGAAGCUUCAAAAAAACCCUUCAUUUGGGUUUUAGGUAGAGAAAAGGGUUUAAACUUUAAAGAAAUAGAAAAAUGGAUAAAAGAAAAUAAUUUUGAGGAGAGAAUUAAAGGAAAAGGACUUAUAAUUAGAGGGUGGGCCCCACAAGUAGUAAUUUUAUCACAUUCAUCAAUUGGAGGAUUUUUAACACAUUGUGGUUGGAAUUCAACACUAGAAGGAAUAAGUGCCGGCAUACCAAUGGUGACAUGGCCACUUUUUGCUGACCAAUUUUGCAAUGAAAGAUUGGUUGUUGACGUGUUAAAAAUUGGGGUGAAAGUUGGUGCAGAAGUUACCAUCAGAUGGGGUGAAGAAGAGAAGAUUGGAGUGGUGGUAAAAAGUGAAAAUGUUAAAAAAGUUAUUGAAAAAUUGAUGGAUGAAGAAGAAGAUAGUGAAGAAAGAAGAAGAAGAGCUAUAGAACUUAGCAAAUUGGCAAGAGAGGCAAUAGCAGAAAAUGGUUCUUCUUAUCUUAACAUGAAAUUGCUUAUUCAAGAUAUUAUGCACCACAAAGUGUAAUAUAUAUUUUCUUUAAAUAUCAUAGCUCUAAUAUUUUUUAUUCGGGUGCGAUUUUUUUUAAAAAAAAUCUUGAUUGUAUUUUAUUUUCAUGACAUU